Messenger RNA from Solanum lycopersicum (tomato), 4396 nucleotides. RefSeq names its product topless-related protein 1-like. Gene Ontology annotation, biological process: regulation of DNA-templated transcription. Gene Ontology annotation, molecular function: protein binding. NCBI's taxonomy places the organism in Eukaryota, Viridiplantae, Streptophyta, Magnoliopsida, Solanales, Solanaceae. The record is from RefSeq and is a predicted model, not a curated record.
AGAUGCUAAUCUAGACAUAAAAGUUGAUGUUUUUCUUGUUGUUACCGAUUUUGUUUGUAUUUAAUUUUCCGUUACAUUCCACAUUCAUUUCAUAAGUAAACCUUGUUGUUCAUUAGAUUGUGAUGUUUGAAUAUUCUUGACUCUGGAUCGAGUGAAACGAGGGAUCUAAAGAAGAAGAGAGGCUCGAUUAUAUUAGUAACAAGCAAACCUUGUAUGUGUAUCUUCGAGAAUUUUGGAGAUAAAUACCAAUUAGAAGGUUUUGAAGGCAAGAAAGAAAACAUUUGGCUAUGUCUCUUAGUAAGGACCUUAUAUUCUUGAUAUUGCAAUUCUGCAAAGAGGAGAACUUCACGAAAACUGCUCGCAUGUUAGGGCAGGAGUCAGAGUUAUUCUUUGACAUGGGACAUAUUGAAGCUCUCGUUCUCGGUGGCAAGUGGGAUGAAAUUGAGAACUAUCUUUCAGGUUUCACUGGUGUCACUGAAAGCAGAUAUUCUAAAAAAAUGUUUUUCGAGAUUAGGAAACAGAAGUUCCUUGAGGCACUCGACAGGCAAGAUCGUAAAACUGCUCUUGAGAUCCUUAUGAAAGACCUUCAAGUGUUUGCCGAGACAAAUAAAGAGCUUUAUGCUGAGAUGACUCAGCUUCUUACAUUCGAUAACUUCAGAGAACAUCCUUCACUUGCUUUAUAUGGAGACACAUUAACUGCUAGGAACCGCAUAAUGAAGAUACUUAGGGUUGUCAUUGAAACAAACCCCCAGUUAAAUGGAAAACUCCACUUUCCAGAAUUAACCAAGUCAAGAUUGCGCCGUCUAAUUAAUCAAAGCUUGAACUGGCAGCAUGCUCAUUGUGCAAAUCCUCAGCAAGAACCGGAGAUCAAAACACUCUUCAUUGAUCACAAGUGUUCCAUACCUGAAGAUCAAUCGAUUAUGCAAAGGCCAGGGCCUACCCAAACCAUAUCGGCUGCAACCCCAGAUCAUUUGGUUUUGCAAAUGCCCAGGCCUAGCAAAAUCAUAUCGGCUGCAACCCCAGCUCAGUCGGAUACGCAGAUGCCAAGGCCUAGCAAUACCAUAUCGGCUGCAGCCCCUGAUAAGUCGAUUAUGCAAAUGCCAAAGCCUAGCAAAGCCAUAUCGGCUGCAACCCCAGCUCAGUUGGUUAAGCAAAUGCCUGGGCCUAGCAAAGCCAUAUCGGCUGCAACCCCAGCUCAGUUGGUUAAGCAAAUGCCUGGGCCUAGCAAAGCCAUAUCGGCUGCAACCCCAGCUCAGCCGGAUACACAGAUGCCAAGGACUAGCAAAGCCAUAUCGGCUGCAACUCCAUCUCAGCCGGAUACACAGAUGCCAAGGCCUAGCAAAGCCAUAUCGGCUGCAACCCCAGCUCAGCCGGAUACACAGAUGCCAAGGCCUAGCAAUACCAUAUCGGCUACAACCCCAGAUCAGUUGAUUAUACAAAUGCCAAAGCCUAGCGAAACCACAUCGGCUUCAAAUCCAGAUCAGUCGGUUGUGCAAAUGCCAAGGCCUAGCGAAACUACAUCGGCUUCAAAUCCAGAUCAGUCGAUUACGCAAAUGCCAAUGCCUAGCGAAACUACAUCGGCUUCAAAUCCAGAUCAGUCGUUUACGCAAUUGCCAGGGCCUAGCGAAACUACAUCGGCGUUUAAUCCAGAUCAGUCGUUUACGCAAAUGCCAAGGCCUAGCAAAACCAUAUCGUCUGCAAACCCAGAUUGUCAACAAAUACAUUAUUCUAGUUCUUCCAUUGUAACUGAUGACAUAGCUUCUGCUUCUACUUCGAAGGCUGUUCAGGAUUCUGGUAAUUUAUCUGAUGUAAACACUACAAGGAAUAUGAACGAGAAAGUGUUAUCCAAAACUGCUCCUUGUCAAGACCAGGAUGCAUCGGUUAACCUCUCGGAUGACUUUCCGAAGACCGUUGAACGUGUUUUAACCAUUGGCAAUCCACCGACGGCCAGCGAUUAUCCAACAAUCAGAAGCAUUUAUCCGACGGUCAACUAUUAUCCAACCACAAUGGAUUUUCACCCUGUUCAACAGACACUUCUGAUAGUUGGAGACGGUGGUGGAAGCGUAGAGCUGUGGGAUGUUAGUUCUGGAAAAAUGUUGUUUCGAAGAACGUUAAUGAUCUGGGAAGUAGAGGUUUUUUCACCGGACUUUCUGAAAAGUAUGGGUGAAGAUCCGAGGAUCUCAGUAAAUCGAGUCCUAUGGAAUCCCGAUGGCUCUCUCUUUGGGGUUGCAUCCUCUAAGAACAUUGUUCAACUAUAUAGUUAUCAUAAUAAUGACAAUCAUGCUGAAAACCAUCUGGAGAUUGAGGCUCAUUUUGGAAGUAUAAAUGAUCUUGCAUUUUCUAAGCCAAAUAACCAACUUCUUGUCAUAACGUGCGGCGAGGACAUGUUGGUCAAGGUCUGGAAUGCUAACAAUGGUGCGAAACAAUAUACUUUUGAAGGUCAUAAAGCCCCCGUUUACUCUCUUUGCCCUCACGAGAAGGAAGAUGUUCAUUUUAUAUUAUCAACAUCAACUAAUGGUGAAAUAAAAGCAUGGAUAUAUGAAAACUCGGGACCAUGUGUUUCUUACGAGGCUCCUAGUAAAUGUUGCAUGAGAAUGCUUUACAGUGCUAAUGGUAAAAGGCUUUUUUCAUGUGGGACUAAUAAAGAUGGAGACUCCCACUUGGUGGAAUGGAAUGAAACUGAUGGUUUCAUAGUAAGGACCUACCUUGGACUUGGCAAAUGUUCUUCGGGUGUUGUGGAAUUCGAUAUCAGCAGGAAUAACUAUGUGGCUGCUGGAGAUUCCCAUGUAAUCAAAUUUUGGAAUGUUAAUGAUGCUCAACUCUUGACAGUUGUCGAUGCUGGUGGAGACCUUCCUGCAAGUCCAUAUGUUCGAUUCAACAAGAAUGGCACUUUAUUGGCUGUCUCUGUGGAUCAUAACAGUGUCAAAAUCUUGGCAAAUGAUGGUGGCCGCAUUUUGCUUCAAACUUCAUUGGAUGCCUCUACAUAUCUUUCUACAAGAGAGCUUGCAGGCAAUUCCCUAAGUGGUCCUGCUAAUAGUAGCUCGAUUGAUGGCAUUGUCCCUCCGGAAAUGACAGCAGAAAACCUGGCAAAGAUGGAGCAUCACAAGAUAUUAGGGAAUCCGAGCACCUCUAAGGUCGUCCAAAUUUCACGAUGUCAAUCUUUGAGGCUCCCCUCGGAAGUGAAGACAAAUAAGGUGUGUAGGUUAGCAUAUGCUCAGGCAGGAAAUAUUCUUGUGGCCUUAGUCACAGGUGGUAUUCAUCUAAUCUGGAAAUGGUCCGAGAGUGAUUCUAAUUUGACUGGCCAGACAACACCAAAAUGCACUCCUCAACUAUGGCAACCAAGGAGUGGGGUGGUUCCGGAAAACAGUCUGCUCAGUAGUGAUGCAGGAGCAGUUUCACCUUGCAUAGCUUUGACCAAUAAUGGUUUUUAUGCACUUUCGGCAUCCGGAGGAGCGGUUUCUAUAUUUAAUAUAAACCUCUAUAAGAUUAUGAAAAGUAUCACACCUCCUAAACCUGCAGCAACAUGUAUCGCUUGCCACCCGACUAAUAACAAUGUGAUUGCUGUUGGGAUGGAUGAUUUGACAAUCAUUGUCUACAGUGUCCGUACGGAGGAGUUAAUAAGCAGGCUUAAUGGACACUCUAAAAGGAUUACUGGACUAGCAUUCUCUAACACAAUGAAUGUGCUUGUUUCUUCAGGAGCAGACUCUCAGAUAGUGGUGUGGAAUUCAACAAACUGGGAGAGGGAAGGAAGUACAAUGUUGCAGACAUCUGCAGACUGGUUACCAACAGAAGUAUCAGAGACAUCUGUCGAAUUUCAGCGAGAUGAGAAAUGCUUCCUUGUUGUACAUGAGACUCAAAUUGCAAUCUAUGAACCAACAAAGCUAGAAUGUGUGAAGCAGUGGAUAAUCAAAAACUUCUGUGCGCGAAUUUCACAUGCAACAUUUUCAUGUGAUAGUGAGUGGAUAUAUGCUGUUAUGAAAGAUGGGAUCGUUUUGAUACUCUCUGCUUCAGAUCUCUCUCCCAAAUAUGAGAUUGAUCCUUCUACUUUCCUCACUUCUGAUUUGAGUUGCAGUGCUCAUGUGUUCCCUGUGGUGGUUGCUGCUCAUCCUGAAAAUCCAAACCAGUUAGCUUUGGGUUUAAACGACGGUGGAGUAGUCGUUAUUGAACCUUCAGAGUCUGAUGGUAAAUGGUGUGAGCCACCCAACGCCACGACUCUUACCAAUGAGCAACCAAUAUAGCAGUAGUUAACUUCGUCCAUUUGAUGAUUUGUCAUCACUUAGAGCUGCUUCUUGCUAUUGACAAACAAUAACUAUAUUUAUUUUAUUUUCAUAAAGACCAUGCUAUAAAUGGACAACUAUUUAUGUACUCUUAUAUGUUAUUUAUGUUUCAUGUGAAA